UAAUUUACUUUUUCUCUCUCCAUAUAUAUCUUUCUUCAAAUAUAUAUAACAUGACAUCCAACUUUCUCCAGAAAUAUCAUAUCAUCCUUAACAUAAGCUUUAUUUUGUGUCAAUUUUGCACUGUUUCUACAAAUAUCAAAUAUAUUAAUUCUUCCUCUUUUAGUCAGACCAAACCUAUUCCAUCUGCACUCAAUCCACCCAGUUUUGUAAGAUCACAAUUCACAGCCUCCAUAGAAAGAAAGGGAAAGUAAAAUCUUUGGUGAAAGUUUUAUUUUUGACAAUUUCUAAAAUCAGGGCAUCCAGUGUUUCUAUUUUCUCUUGUAAUCAAAAACAGUUGAAGCAAACUUGAACUGCGGUAGUUUAAUUAACUCCAGCCAAGGACAUAGUGAUCCAUUCCAGAGGUUUAUACAAAUCUUCUUGAUGAUUUUGUUGUGAAAGGGAAAAGGUUUGUUCAGUGAUCACAUUGAAGAUUUUGGUUCAAUGGAGGGUGGUUUGGUGGAGCAGGGUGGAGACAGAGUUGGACAUGUUAACAAGGUUGGUUAUGGGAAAAGGGUCAUUGUAAAGAAGAGAAAACCAUACCAUCGCAGGGUUCAUAAGAAGACAAUACCUAAGGUCCCAAAGGCACUUCAGGAGCUAUUCCUUUCAUGCAGGGAAACAUUCAAGGGUCCUGGCACUGUUCCCUCAUCACAGGAUGUUCAGAAACUGUGUCACAUUCUUGCAGAUGGCAUGAAGCCAGAAGAUGUUGGGCUAAGAUCUGAUCUGCAGUUCUUCAAUCCUGAAAAUAUUGUCAAAGAGAACCCAAGGGUCACAUACACAACCGUAUAUAGGUGCGAGAAUUUCUCGGGCACUUAUUUUCUUUUUCACAUGGAGCUCUGCAUCUUUUUCCUACCUGCAAAGGGAGUCAUUCCCCUCCACAACCACCCAGGAAUGACUGUGUUCAGUAAGCUGCUUUUGGGUCAAAUGCACAUUAAGUCCUAUGACUGGGUUGAUCCUGAGGUCUCUUACAAUUUGUUGCACCAACCAUCUCACUUAAAAUUGGCAAGAUUAAAAGCUAAUGAUGUGUUCACAGCACCCUGUGACACUUCAGUUCUGUAUCCAAAAAGUGGAGGCAACAUCCAUGAAUUCACAGCUAUAACUCCAUGUGCUGUACUUGAUGUCCUUGGACCUCCUUAUUCCAAAGAAGAUGGCAGGGACUGCUCCUACUACAGAGAUCACCAUUAUGAUGCUUUUCCAUAUGGAGAAAAUGGCAAAGAGAAAGAAGAAAACGAUAGUUACGGAUGGUUAGAAGAAAUUGAGAUGCCAGAAAACUCUCAAAUGGAUGGAAUUGAGUAUCUGGGUCCUCAAAUUAUAGAGACUGCCCUAUAGAUAAGAUCAACAUUUGGCUCAUACUCCAUAGCAUGUCCUCUUAGCUAUUCUUAUUGUGCAUAAACAGACAAAUAUAGAAAUCCCCCACCUCUUUCAAUGUGUUGCUUUUUGUUCUCUAGUGAUUAAAUUUUCUGCGGUUAAAGUAAAGCUCUAUUACCAUUAAAUUUUUUUUUUUAGUUGUUAAUUGUUAUGUAAUCAAAUUGACAUUAUAUAAAAGGCUGAUUCUUAAGGAGUUAUAAGGAAAUGAAAAACUGUGGGCUUGAAUCU
Molecule: messenger RNA, 1632 nt
Organism: Cajanus cajan (pigeon pea)
Lineage: Eukaryota; Viridiplantae; Streptophyta; Magnoliopsida; Fabales; Fabaceae
Product: plant cysteine oxidase 2
Molecular function (GO): oxidoreductase activity, acting on single donors with incorporation of molecular oxygen, incorporation of two atoms of oxygen
Source: RefSeq, a predicted model, not a curated record